GGGGGGGGGGGGGGGGGGCUGCUUUUACCCGAUUUAGAAAGGGAUAGUACGUAGCUGCUGAGAACAAGACAUUUUUGUAUGAGAGGUGUAUAGUGCCAUGGCAUAAAGUGCAAGCUUUAGUUAUGCAGAGCUCAUAGUGAUAUGCCUGCAAUAGCUGCUGUGUAGCGUUCCAUGUAGGGCCGUACUAAGAGCAAAUUGUGGCAUUGUGUUUUUGGUGGUCUGUGUUGCAUAAUUUUGAUUGAAUUGCUCAACUUCACAAUGAAGUAUAGCGGGAUAAGGCAAAGCCAAUGCCGCGGUGACUUGCUCUUGCCUUCGAUGCAUGAAGGUGAACUGCCCACGCUAUAUUGGCCACUGGACGAGUCCCCAUGGAAAGAAGUGUCAGCGUCCCUGCAGAGCAUGGCCAAGUUGGAGGAACAUUUCACCAAAGAGAGGCCUCCGAGUGCAGCUUCGAGUGGGGACGAGCCUGUCUGCCCGGUCUGUGAUCGCAAGUUUAAGAUGCAUUGCCACAUGGUUCGCCACCUGCGCAGUGCACACAGCGUGAACCCAGCCACCUUCCUGGAUAUGCCGCAAAGCCAGAAUCGGCAGGGGCUUCAAAAAGGUCGCGCGAAGCGCACGACGUCCCAAGUAAAAGCUGUGCAGAAGCGGCACGGCCAGUUGACCAAAAAGGCAGCAGCAGAAGGAGCAGCACAGCGCCAGUUGCCCAAAGCAGCCGCUGCCGUGGCAUCUGUCGGCACUGUCUCAAAGGCAUCAACGUCUAAGGCAAAGAAGCCCAAGCCAGGUGACUCAGCACAGCAGCCGUCAUCCAGCCAGCGAGUCACUGGUGGCAGCAGCAGUAAGGCUGCGUUGUCAUGCCAGUGGUGUGGCCUUGUGUUUGACUCCCUGCGGGGCUUGGUGAAGCACGAACAGGUGCACCUGUGGAAGAAGGCCGUCAACAAGCCUAAGUGCUCCAGGUGUGGCAGAAUCUACAAGUACCCGAGUGGACUGGUGCGACACAGGCUCACCUGCACCAAGACAGCCAUCAAGCCAAAGACAUCUGGCGCCAAGGCGUACAAGUGUAACAAGUGCAAGGCUGUCUUUGACAACCAGGUCAGCCUUAGCAGGCACAAGGGAUCACACACGAGAAAAGCACGGGCUGCAUCCAGAAGUCAAGUGCCAUGCCAGUGCAACCUUCAAAGCUGCAAAGUGUGCAGAUGGUACGAGAAAGCCAGUGGGGAUGUUGCCAACAACAACAGUGACACAGGCAGCUCCUACAUGUGCUACCUGUGUUCACAGGUGUUCCGCACCAAGGAGAAUCUGACCACCCACCUAAUUACAAAGCACUUCAAGAUGUCAAUUUAACUCGAAGAUGCUGUUGACCUGAGCAGUGCAAAACAGACGUGCAGAAAUUUGGGGAAGUUAGAGUGGGAAACAAACUCAUUUAACAGGCAGGCGAACAAUUGUACACACUGAAAACAUACAGUAAGAAGCCGAGAGUGCGUUCAAAGUUAUGUUAGGAAUGUCUCACAAGGUGGGUCACAGUAAAUUGCUUGACCCGAUUUGCAAAACAAAAGUAUGGCCCCUCAUUGCAUUUGUGUACUGCAAGCUGUGCCUUAAAUUGUUGGUGGAGAUGAUAAGAGUGGCUGUGUGCCACACUCAGCAGCUCCUUUCUAAAACACACACACACACACACACAUGCAAAAAGGAAGACGUUGAAAAGGAAGACGUCUUUGCAAAAAGGAAGUGUGCAGGUGUUGUUCCCCACUCUAUCAAGGAGUGGUUUCUCCCAGUGAUUACAGAGUCUCAGUUAUUUCUAACUAACAGUGGAACUAACUUAUUGGAAACUAACAGUGUUAAGAGAACGCAAUUUAAGUGAAGUAGGCAAGUUGUUUGUCGGCCAUAGUUGAACCAACCAUAUGUACCUCACUAGCUCAUGCUUAGUUUUCGAACAAAUGUGCUACUAUAAAAGCACUACAUUUUCAUGCCUGUCAGUGUGCAGGUAUGCCUGUUUGCAUUUUCACAGCACGUGUUCUUGUUUCCAUUGUUCAUAUCACUCAUAGCCCUUUGGUGGUGUGUUUAAUUCAAAUAAAUAUAGU
Messenger RNA from Dermacentor silvarum, 2072 nucleotides. Its product is annotated as zinc finger protein 841. Gene Ontology annotation, biological process: regulation of transcription by RNA polymerase II. Gene Ontology annotation, molecular function: DNA-binding transcription factor activity, RNA polymerase II-specific; RNA polymerase II transcription regulatory region sequence-specific DNA binding. The record is from RefSeq and is a predicted model, not a curated record. The transcript has 4 exons. The coding region runs from base 259 to 1338 and encodes 359 amino acids. Gene Ontology annotation, cellular component: nucleus. NCBI's taxonomy places the organism in Eukaryota, Metazoa, Arthropoda, Arachnida, Ixodida, Ixodidae.